Folsomia candida is the source of this 855-nucleotide messenger RNA. RefSeq lists its product as uncharacterized. Lineage: Eukaryota; Metazoa; Arthropoda; Collembola; Entomobryomorpha; Isotomidae. The transcript has 2 exons. The record is from RefSeq and is a predicted model, not a curated record. Bases 79 to 615 code for a protein of 178 amino acids.
UACUUCUGGGUCCGCCGAAAAAAUACGUCCAUCCUCAUCGAAACAUACGAGGAGCAAACCCUGCCCGAUUUUCGGGACAUGCUCGCCAAAAUCUUGGCGCAACCGGUCGACGCUUUCACCCUCUUUAAGGACAAGGUUGAGCUCGUUGACGUCAAGAAGGAGCCGCCCAACAAAAAAGAUAAGAACGACAGUCGUGGGGGCGGAUUUGGCGGAAAAAGUGACUCCAGCAAGAAGAAAGGGGGGUCAAAGGGGGGCAAGACUAUGAGCAAGAAGAGUGACGACUCGGCAGGAAAAGAGGGCUCGGCUGAAGCCCCUGUGAUCAUGAGACUCGUCGAUUAUGGGAUUUCUGUGUCCGGUUCGUCCAUCUUCAACCCGGCCACGUUGGCGUUAUCGAUGAAAGACGCCACCACUGGAGCCUGGGAACCCGUUGAGAUCACGCCAUGGACAAAACCGGCAGAAAUUCCGGACUCGGUGAAACCAUACUUGCGAAAUUAUACGAGUGUGCUGAACGCGGAUAACGCGACCACCAGCGCGGACGACAUGACCCCACCGCCGGAAAAGGCACAAGGAAAAAAUAACAAAAAGACGUCGGGUGGCAAAGAAGUAGGAAUUUAAGAGCAGAUUUAUUUCAUAAAAUUGGAAAAUAUUGUACAAUAUUUAAUUCAUUCAUGGUCGAAAAAUGGAUAAUACAUAAAAAUUUAUGCAGUAAAUUUUCUUGAUAAGCACGUGGACUAGAAUUAGAUAAUUUUGGUUAUCGAUUCAAUUUCAUGGACUAGAAAGACAAAAAGCGUGUUGUAUGUAUAUAGAAAAGAAUUUGAUGUCUGAUGUGAUUCGGUUUACAGGAUCUAAAAUAAA